Molecule: messenger RNA, 7484 nt
Organism: Rhipicephalus sanguineus (brown dog tick)
Lineage: Eukaryota; Metazoa; Arthropoda; Arachnida; Ixodida; Ixodidae
Gene: stas
Product: transmembrane protein 41B
Exons: 7
Coding region: 65-868 (267 amino acids)
Cellular component (GO): endoplasmic reticulum membrane
Source: RefSeq, a predicted model, not a curated record
UUUUCACACUCACGGCCGCGUUCAUUCCCCACCAGGUGGAUCACGGAAAAUUUGUUGGUUAAAAAUGGCAGCCGAGUGUGAUGCGAGUGCGAAGCAAGCAGAGACUGUGUCAGUGCCUUCGAAACAUGCAAAAGGGAGCACAAGACGAUCAUUGCUGAUUCUAGGGAUCACAUUCCUGUCUUCACUGAUGUGCCUUCUUCUAGUCUACUGGAAUUUCCCAAUGCUGGAACCGUCUGAAAAGCAGCACAUCAAGCUGCCACGAGACAUAGAGGACGCCAAGGGCUUGGGACGGGUGCUCAACAGAUACACAGAUCGUUAUUUCUUCACCGUCACGUCUGGCUUCUUUGUCACCUACAUCUUCUUGCAGUCCUUUGCGAUCCCAGGCUCCAUCUUUCUCAGCAUCCUGUCUGGCUUCCUGUUCCCAUUCCCGCUGGCACUGUUUCUUGUUUGCCUCUGUUCGGCAAUGGGAGCAUCAUUCUGCUACUUCUUCUCGUACCUGGUCGGGAGGCGCCUGGUGUUCAAGUACUUUCCCGCCAAGGCCAUGAAGUGGUCCGAGCAGGUGGGGCGGCAUAAGGACAACUUGCUCAACUACAUGAUCUUCCUGCGCAUCACGCCGUUCCUGCCCAACUGGUUCAUCAACGUCACGGCACCCGUCAUAGAUGUGCCCAUAGCCCCCUUCUUUUUAGGCACAUUUGUAGGUGUAGCGCCGCCAUCAUUCGUAGCCAUCCAGGCCGGCACCACGCUGCAUAAGCUGAGCUCGUCCCGAGACGCAAUCUCCUGGUGGUCCGUGUCCGUGCUGGCCAUCUUCGCCGUGCUGUCUCUGCUACCGGUGAUCUUCAAGGGCAAGCUCAAGCAGAAAGUGCUCUAGUGCUCCUCCUCUCCUGGCCGGGGUGCACGUUCUUCGCGCGUCUCCGCUGUUGACUUGCUGACGCCCGCCCAAUUUUUUGUCUCGUUUUUUCCCCCAUUUCCGUGCUUCCCCCCUUUCCUCCAACCGUGCCAUCUACACUUGUUUUCCUACUGUAAAAAGCUCGAAAAUAAUUUUUUUUUUCUGCGAAAGAAAUCCAACUUCACUCCCAUCUCUUGUCCGAAGACUUGUCGGGAGAGGUAACAGUGUGUCCCUCACUUGUCGGUUUCAUUCCCUGCCGUUUCCUCUCUUGCGAGGUACUUUCAUCACACUUGGCUCCUCACCGCCAUUUGUUCAAAAAAAUUGUAUAAUGUCAUGGAGAAAAUCGAUUUAAACAUGAUUGGAGGUCUUUUUAUUUUGACAUCACCUUUGUUUGUGCACCCUUGUACUAUUGUCAGUUUCUUUCUUUUUUCUUCUCACUGCUCAAAACUGUACUACUAGCACAAAACACCUUUAGCGUCUGUGAAAAUGCAAGCGUACUCGAGGCCGAUGCGAGCCACUGUGUAUUUUUGCGUUUUGGCUUUUAAUGCACAAUUGACAGGUUAUGCUGUUGUUUCGUAAUAGGAGCACCAUGUUAUUCAAGUGUUUGUUGUCUUGAGUAGUUUUUGAGGUAUUUUUUGCGUUUCCAAGAGCCCAAUAUGAGUCUGGGGAAUCAAUUGCACAUUCGUUUGCUAUUACUCACUUACUACUCUGUAAGUGAAAGUUCCCAGUCUGACGAGAGCUGCAUACGCAGCGGUUAGUGUGUGAUAGGUUGACGUCCUCAAAUGUCUCUCCCCUUCAGAGGGACAGUAGCAUUUUCUCUUUCUUUUGUGUGUGUCUGUGUGUUUGGCAUAAAGCUUUCACAUUUAGCAGUUAAGUUGACAGUAUUCCUUUAUUGUUUUCUUCCAUGUCUCAUUACCUUUUCUUUCAUUCACUUCAUAACCGGGGCUCUUCAUUUGCCUUUCUUUCUUUCCUCGCGAUUAGGACUUUCCCGCGGGACUUUCCUCAACUGCUUGCCUCUACCGUUUGGUCUUUAAGGCAACUGAGUUAUCUGGAUUACGUCUGUAGCUCCUGGUGUAGACAGCAUGCUUCUGGACACGCUUGCUCGUUUUAGUCAAUGCGGCACUCGUAGCACGUUGCAGACAAGUAAAGCGCACUAUUUGGAAGUGCACACGUACGUUGUUGGUGCAGCUUUGAGUAGUGAUGAUGCUAUCUGUACAUAAGCGUGGAGCACGCUGGGUGCAUGCCACUCCGAUAACUGCAGAGUUGUGCGAACAAGAUUGCCCAUUUUCUUGUGGUUCUGCUUCGUCAGUGAAUGAAAUGGUCGAUGCUUGGCUCAACGCCGUAUGGCGUGUGUUGUGAAUUGUGUAGGCAGUUAUUUUUUUUUUACCUGCCAGGUUGCGAUCACUAGAACGAAAAGAAAAAAAAAUUGUUGCAUGGAAGGCAUUUCUAGACCUAGCACUGUUGCUUAUCAGGCUAGCAAUACGUAAUGUACGAAAAGAGCAUGUAUUUUUUCAAGCUAACUAGUAUACCAGGUGCAGCAGCUAAUACCGAAUUGGGAAGAACGAGGCAUGUUGUAAAUGCAUUGUGUGCAGGCUCACGAAUGUAACAGCCGUGGCUAGUUGAAGGACUGACGGCAUACGAAAUCUCGGAGCUGCUGAUAAUCUCGACGUAGGGAUGGAGUUGCAUCGAGUGCAUGUGAACUAAAUUAGCCCACAGAAGACAAGGUUAAGGAGUAACCGUAACCUCUGAGUUGCAGUUUUGCAUGUCUGAAAGCACUGCUCUGUACUAUUUCAGGGUCGUCACACCAAAGUUCUCACCACAUCACCAAAUUAAUCGACAAGGGGAAGCCGAAGAAAACACACUCAAUGAACGGAUUCACAUCAAGAGACGGCAGAGUAAUAACAGGAGUUUGACGAUCACAGACCUUGCGCAUUGUAGCAUUCUUUCACAAAAAAUGGUAACAAGAGAGCACACUUUUCAGUACUGCAGUCUUGGUUACAUUCGGGGGCAUAUUUUAAAGAGCUUUUCUUAAAAAUACAUCUGUUCUCAAUGUUGAUCAUGGUAUUGGCCGCGAGAUCGAGCGGAGUCGCCGCCUGGCGGCUACUGACUGAAGCGUGCCUAGUGUUGAUUGCUCCCUGCGUCGUCUGCUAGCCACUUCGUGUUUGCAUGUGCGCGUACGUCCUGCACGGUCUCAAAGGGCGGUUUGUUCUGUUAUUUUAGCGCGAGUUAAACUGCUCGUACGUAUACCGAACAUGGUGUACAGAGGCAAAUGAGCUUGCUCGGCUGCAUGUGCAUUGUAGUAAGAUCAGUGAGUCCGACUUUCGAGAGGGCUGUGUAUUGGUGUCGUACCCUUCGUUCGCCAGAAUCAUUUCAAUGUUGGUGCCGCUUUCUGGUUCAAGCACACCCUGAAGUGCGCUUGGCAUAGUCCCAAACAUGAGGAACAUUAAAUAGUUUGUGAAUGCAGCGUUUCAGCGACUCGGUGGUAAACAAAAACGAGGCUCAUGCACUUUCGCGUUGUUAGGUGUAUGACUGCGGCACUCCAGUUCAUGAUGAGCUGUAGUUGUGCUUAAGAUGUCCUUUUAUUAAACGGUCGGGGUCCCGCUACAGCGAAAUAUUUCUAUCAAGUGAAGUCUGAAACUCAAACUGUCCCUAAAAAAAAAAAAGAAAAGAAAAAAACAGACAAUGGAAUGACACGGCAGUGACAAAACGGAGUUGCUGCGCGCAAUUUUAACUUGGGGCGAAAUUUUAACUUGGGGCGAAAUUUAUGCAGAACCACCCGUGUGCUUAGAUUUAGGUACGCUUUGAAGGACCCAGAUGUUCAAAGUUAAUUCGGACGGCGUGCCUUACAUUUCUGUCGUAUAAUUUCACGCAAAACCUCAUCUUUUCUUUUUACAUUAUCUUGAGCGUUUGUGUGGAGUUGUUAUAAAUUAAUGGAAGGCAGCGAACCUUAUUAGUUUGAAAGAAAAAGACACUUGUUCCAUAAAAUAAACGGAUCUUUGUUGCAUCAUUGUCGUGCACGUAAUCAAUCGAUGAAAGCUCUGUGCUAAACUCUUACUUGUGUAUACAUGCGUAUUCGCGUGAACAGUGCUAUUGAACUCAUUGCACAGGAAUAUGGGCUGGUAUACAAAUGAACAAGAAGUAAACAUUUAAGUAGUUCAGUCGUGCUUUUGCAGUGCGUAGUACACAAAACACGAGCUAAACACGUACAGAGAAAACAACAAAAAAAACGUCAUAUAGUGCGUAAGCGCAGACUGUCAUCCAUGGCGAGCAUCCCUUUCAUCGGCAGACUGCGCUUCUCAGUAACGUUGGAUGAUCUUCGUGCAUUGAUUCAACGAAGAGCGUAUAUAUUACCAGUAGGCUGCAAUCAACGCAUUUUAUUCGCCGACUAUCGGCUCCAACCGCUCACAACGAAGCACCGCUGUGUGCAUUUGUAUACGCGCUCGGACCGCCUCUCCACACUAAUGUGGCAACAAUGCUGCCACCUAUAGGUCGAUCUCGCGGCCAAUACUAAGUUUGACAUCAUAGGUUGACAAAUGCCUGUGGAAUAGGCUUACACGGUGGACACAAGUAUUACCAGUACCCCCGGCUUACCUUCUACUGUAAACCAAAAGCUGCAUGUGACUUCCUGCCUGACACCCAUUUAAUACGAAACUGUGGAACCACGAUGAAAGAUGUACUGCUUGGUGAUGCCGCAGUUAUGACAAACCCAGGCAUCUUUUGUACAUACGUUAUCAGAGUAGUAUGAGCGUUAGGUAUGCAGUUAGGCACAUGGCAGCCACUGCCGAGGUAAAGCAUGGACUCAGCAUUGCCUCAACCUGCACUGCUUUGAAGGGGGAUGCACGUGCCCGGCCUUGGCGCCAAGUCAUCUGCGACGGGCACCUGUACGCCCAAACACUUGGAGGUUGUGUAAUCUUCGUUGUACGUGAACGUGGUGUUUCGUCUGCAUCUGUGGCUGCUGUUUUGUGUUUGUACGGUUGCAUGCGUGCUCGUGAGAGGCUGUGCAGGGAUGUCUACGUAUCUCGGGCUGCAAAGCUCGUAGAAAUCAAUUUCGUGUUGGUCCACUGGGCGUGGGUGCGAGUCUGUUGUGCCUUUGAGUGAUGUGCUGUGUGCUGAAAGUAGUUGCCUAAAAAGAAGGUGGAUAAAAGACAGUGCAAUCAUUUUUUAGUUAGCAUUCUGAAAAAACACUGGCACUUUAUUUUGCGCUGCAUUGUAUUAUUACUGCAGUGCACUGAAGUCAUUGCAUUUUGGUUUGUAUGCUUUCCUUGCCUACACUGACAAGAAAUAGCAAAAAAAAAAAGGAAGCAUCCUGCGUCAGAGCAUCCUGUAAGUUUCAGUUUUUUUUUUACUUAUGAAGUGCUUUUUGGACGUUUGCAAAGUUGCCGAAGUGUUUCAUGAAAGGUUGUAUAUGUGUGUGUGUUGCAUAUGGCAGUAACAAACACACCUUGCCAAUGCUGCGUUUGUAAAAGAAUUAUACUUAUGGUCUUGGUGUCCUCUAUAUUAGUGUAACAUGCCAUAAAUGUGACAAUUAGAAUCCCUGCAAGCAUUUCGUCAUGCGUGCGCUGUGAAAAUUAGGACCAACAACGCAUGGGCCCAUUUCUGUUUAUGGGUAUUUUUUGUGAACAUACCUUUUUUGCUGACUCAGGUUCUCUUUACCGCACUUUUCUUUUUUUUAUUUUUCAACUUUCUGAGACUUUACACGUCCAUAUUCAUGGGCUCAGUGCAACGCUGUGUGGAGCCGAGUGGUAAGCAGACAGAUAUGCAGAGGAGCAAUUACAAUCUUGAACACAAUGCAAUCAGUGUCCGAUGCUGAGGUUCUUGAAAGUGCACAGUUCUUAGGCAAAAUGUUUCUAUCUUUUAAUUGGUAAAAGUGCCACCGUCCACACACCAGAUUAUGCGCUUGUGAGACCAAGCUGUGCGAAAGAAAUACCGACAGUAGAAAUUGAAAGCGCAGUGCUUCCCUUAUGAUGCGAAUUAAUAUCUGUUUACAUCUCGCGUUUGCACUGCUCACUGGAGGCACAAAUGUGUGAAGUAUGUGUAGUAGUCUGAUCUCCUAGUAGGCAGCGCAAAUGCUCAGGCAAGAACUUGUACUAAACUGAACAGGACAAAAAAAAAAAAAAAAGGAAAGAAUGGACUCGCACAACACUGCUGCUGUUUGCGACUAGUCGCCUGUUCUCUGCAGGCCUAUUGUUCUUUGUUCCUCUCACAACGUUAGAUUUUGACGAAAUGGAAGGUACUGCACUUGGCAAGCACAUUUCCUUAUAUGGAUGUUUGUACUUCCAACAUUUUGCUGGGCUUAAACAUGCAGUAGUUUUGUGUAGACGGACACUAUUAUAAUGUGUCAGGUUCUAAAAAAAAAAGAAAGCUCACUUUAAAUGCCAUCAUGCCAUCAUUAAAUUCUUUAGCCGCAGGUGGCACCGUUUUUGGAAGCUCUGGUGGCUUGAUACAACUACUGCACUGUGCCUGUGUUUUCCUUUUUUUUUUUUUUUUGAAACAGUGGACUCUCAAAGUGUGCAUUGCACACCGUGCAGUAACGAUACGAUUGCUUUACCGCCAUCAUAGAAAAUCUUUGUAUGAAAAGAAGAAAAAAACAUUCCUCGGGGUAUGUCACCGAUCUGUUUCGUGAAGUGAAUUUGUUGUAUGUAGUGUACAGUUAAAAAGUGCUCGUUGUUGUCAAACUUCAAUCUUUGACAUCCUCUAAGGGGCGGAAAGCUUCAAGUCGACACUUUUGUUACCCUUCUGGCUUUCUUUCUCAGCCCUUCUUUUUUUUUUCUUUUUGCUGUCUGUUGAAAGUUAAGAACAGUAUUUCUUCAGCCGUUUUUUUUUUUUGUUCGAUAGUCUUUAUUCUCAUAGCUGGAUACUGAAAAACUAGUCACGACUAUAGCUUGUUUAUAUAUGACAAAGUUUAAGCAAGACGCGUGCAUAAGAACUUGCUAUGCUCAAAGCACUAUGAGCUUUGCCACUAGUAAUACACUCCUAGUAUGAAAGCGGUGUCAGCUUCACUUGUACUGUUAAGGAAGCGCUCAUCGCAGCUAACAUCUGUGCCACUAAAGUGCAUCUGCUAGUGUUCACAAGUGCACCUAAGUAUUAGCCGUUAGGGUGUCGUGUUUUGGAACCUGUCGGAAUCGGUCGCCGGCUGCCACUUUUUAACCAACAAACUGUAAUUGGAAUGUUGUAAUUACAUCUAACAAUGGUGUGUACUUGGUUUCUUUUUCUUAUUGCCCUGUUUAUUACUAACACGUCCCUGCGUCGAUACAUCUCAUUUUCUGCUGUGUGCCGGCUCCCUGCACCGCUUGGCAAAGUGCCGGCCGCAGAUUGGAAGUUGUAUGCGCACACAAACCGACCGAAGUGUUGUUGUGGAAUUGCGUAUUGGUGUAAUUCGAAGUGCGAAAUAAAACGAUGAAAUCUCAGUUGUGUUUGACGGAAGGAGCCGUCUGAGCGUGUUUGUUUAGGUAUAAGAGGAAAAAGGGACUAAGAUGCAGCUUUUUAUUUUGUAAUGACAAGUUUAUUAGCACCCAAACUCAAAUAAAAUGUCAAAAGUUUGAUUAUAAGAUGACUAGAAUACCACAGUUUGCCAUAACCACAGUGAAAAAAAAAGAAA